Messenger RNA from Penicillium arizonense, 3078 nucleotides. Its product is annotated as Zn(II)2Cys6 transcription factor. Lineage: Eukaryota; Fungi; Ascomycota; Eurotiomycetes; Eurotiales; Aspergillaceae. The coding region runs from base 1 to 3078 and encodes 1025 amino acids. Gene Ontology annotation, biological process: DNA-templated transcription; positive regulation of transcription by RNA polymerase II. Gene Ontology annotation, molecular function: DNA-binding transcription factor activity, RNA polymerase II-specific; sequence-specific DNA binding; zinc ion binding. The transcript has 3 exons. The record is from RefSeq and is a predicted model, not a curated record.
AUGCCUAACGCGCCCUCGCCGCCCUCGCCGAUCUCUUCAGGCAAGAAGAGAUCGCACCCUUCAGAUACUGCGCCGAAUCCCGAGGCGACGAAUUCCGCCUCCAACCCCUCCGCCCCCACAGUGCCCUCUACCUCCCCCGCGGCCACCUCCUCGGCCUCGUCCUCGUUCCGCAAUGUCUCCGCCUGUAACCGUUGUCGCCUGCGCAAGAACCGCUGUGAUCAGCGUCUCCCGCGCUGCCAGUCCUGCGAGAAGGCCGGUGUGCGCUGUGUUGGAUACGACCCCAUUACGAAACGGGAGAUCCCCCGCAGUUACGUCUAUUUUUUGGAAACCCGGGUAGCACAUCUCGAAAAACAGCUGGCCGAUAAUAACAUUGAUUUCAAGAAAGUCGUUGCUUUCGACGAAGAGGAGGCUAUCAAGGUGGAGGCUGAUGGGGACUCGGCGCAAGCUCAGUUUGGUUCCGAUGGUCAGGCUGGAAAGGGGUCUGCCGUGGAGAAAGCACGGAAGAAUACAUCGAAAGACGACGGGGAUGGCUCGGAUCAGAGAGAUGGAGAUAUGAACCACGGUACGGAGGGUGACCCUCAGGAUGAGGAUAAUUGGCGCCUGCAUAAUUUGGUCUCGAAUAUCGGCAUGGUCUCUGUUCAGGGAACCUCCGAUCCCCGAUAUCUCGGAUCGACAUCCGGUAUCUCGUUCGCUCGUGUUGUCUUCGCCGCGGUCAGGAGCUCCCUCCCGGGCAACAUGCCAGAGCGUGCGCCGCUACGCACAAGUGACAGGCUGCCUCAAAGCGCUGCUGCUGGUACGGGAGGAAGCAUGCGUGAUUCAUUCUUCGGGCUGCAGACGAGACCCAUGAUGAAACGCGCAGAUUUUCCUGACCGCGAGUUGGCCGAACGGCUGGUUAAUCUUUACUUUGAACAUGCCAAUCCCCAAAUGCCGAUUCUCCACCGUGGGGAUUUCAUGGAGCUGUUGGACCGCACAUACCAGCUGGAAGAGAAGGACCGCUCACCGCGCGCACAGUAUGUGCUCAAUAUCGUGUUCGCCAUUGGCGCUGGAAUCAUUUUCGACGAUAAACCUCAAAGUUCGGACGAUGAGAACCGUGCAAAUCGGAACAGAGCUUCAUCUACAUCCAAAAGACAGAGACUCUCGAGUCAUCAGUAUCAGCCAGAGGAAUACCAUGCUUCGGCGAUUGUUCACCUGGAAUCGUUCCUUGGGUCGUCUUCUAGCGAGGGCUUUGGUGGAUUGGAAGAGCUGCAGGCAGUGCUCCUUCUAGCCAGUUUCGCCCUCCUGCGACCAGUUGCACCGGGUCUUUGGUAUAUCGUCGGCGUUGCUAUGCGCUUAGCUGUAGACCUUGGACUGCAUUAUGAGGAUGGGACGGGGAUUGAUUCCGCAACAAAAGACGGAAAUCGGGCCCAGUCACGCAUUGAUCCUCGCGAACGAGGACGACGAGAAUGGGUGCGCGACCUGCGCCGCCGCCUGUGGUGGUGUGUAUACAGUUUCGACCGUCUUGUCGCCACCUGUGUUGGACGACCAUUUGGCAUCAGUGAUCAGGCUAUCAGCACAGAUUUGCCGUCUAUGAUGGACGAUAAGUAUAUCACCAAGUCUGGUCUGCUGACUCCACCGGACGGAGCGCCGACAUAUAAGCAUGUCGCAUUCCACUACUUCAAACUCCGUCUUCUUCAAUCCGAAAUUCACGAUGUCCUUCAAUACCAACAAGCGCGUGCUGUGCGAAGAAGGGCCUCCAGCGCAGCCAUCCUUCCCCACGCCGAACUCACUUCGCCUUUCUUGCAAGGCUUUGAUUCCUUCCGCUCAUGGCGCCAUGAUGUACACCGUCGAUUGGUGGAGUGGCAAGAAACCGCUCCAACUCGCCCAGAUACUGGCGUCAGGUUCUCCAUUGAGUUGCUUGAACUGAAUUAUUGGCAAGCCAUCAUCUUGCUGUACCAGCAGAGCUUGACUGUACCUGCUGAGUUGGCCGGGGAGCUUACCCCUGCGGAUGAUGUCUCCAGUCCGUCCUUUUCCAAUCCGGAUGAAGGCGAUGACGAGGAUCAUGUCUAUCUUAAUGUGGCCGAAGCUGGGCAGAAGGUCAUUCGCAUUUAUCGCCAACUGCAUAGAGUGCGCCUGGUGAACUAUACGUAUCUUGCUACGCAUCAUAUUUUCAUGGCCGGAAUCUCGUUUUUAUAUGCCAUCUGGCAUUCGCCUUUGGUUCGAAGCCGACUGACUCUCGAUGAGGUAGACUUCACUGUCCUCGCCGCAACCUCUGUUCUAGGUGACCUGAUGCAUAAAUGCCCACCCGCCGAGGCCUGUCGGGACGCGUUUGAGCGGAUGAGCAAAGCCACCGUCCAGAUGUGUCUAUCAACAACUGGCUUCGGAUCACAAGUCGACAUGAGCCGCAUUCAUGCAUCAAAUGCCGGUAACAACUUACAUACCGGCCGGAAUCGCCAGCAGAUGGACCCGCGACACCGGGCAGGCCAGGGUCAACCGCGGCGAGCUACACAAGCACGCUCCUUCCGUCCAGUUCCAAAGUUCGACAUGAACUUGGCUGAUCUCUUCAACGAUAACAACCCGUUAGCAGACCGCUCUCGACCAGAGAAUAGACCCGGAGGUCCUUCGUAUACCCAACAAGAAUCCACUGGCCGCAACUUCGCUGCAGAGAGAUCAUAUGGACCUCGUAAUCCGUCUAUGGAUUACUAUCCAAAGUACGAAAACCCACCAUCUCCACAGCCGCACCCACAAUUCUACUACUCGACCUCGCCGCAGCAGAAUGGCUCGCCGGGUACUGUUCCAAAUGGCUUGCCGCAUGCAGAGCCAGAAUCGCAAGCGCAGCAAGGACUCAGUCUGGAUUUCUUGGACUUUGGGUCGGGUGACGCCGACGGCCAGGGGAAUAUGGAGGGCGAGGCCAACCCUGAAUACAAUGCCAUGUCUGUACCAUCCCUGGGCCAUAAUCUCGGCCAGAAUGUUGGGAUUGACUUGGGUUUUGGGAUGGCUAUGGACUUCCAGCAUGACUGGAGUGAAAAUCCUAACUAUGAUCUCUUGGAGGGUUAUUUCUUUGGCGGAUCGGGGGCUGGCCCUUCUGGAGGGGAUGCUUAG